This is a messenger RNA of Rangifer tarandus platyrhynchus (Svalbard reindeer), 1839 nucleotides long. The record is from the annotation of a GenBank genome assembly. NCBI's taxonomy places the organism in Eukaryota, Metazoa, Chordata, Mammalia, Artiodactyla, Cervidae.
AUGACGUCCCAGGAAGGCAAUUAUGGGAAGUGGACGAUAUCCAGUAGUGAUGAAAGUGAGGAGGAGAAGCCACAGCUGGACAAGCCAUCUGCCUCUCUCCUCCCCCAUGCCAGGCAGGGGGCCACUGGGCAGCCGCAGUACACCUGCUCCGAGGCUCGGAAAGCCGCCCACAGGAGGAAGCUGGAGCCCGUGAAAUUCAGCACCACAGACUCAGUUUCAGAAGCUUCACCUUGCAAAAGACAGAAGAGCGGUUCCCAGGAGGACCUCGGCUGGUGUCUGUCCAGCAGUGAAGAUGAACUGCCUCGAGAGCUGCAGCAGGAGCAGUCGAAGGCCUCGAGGGUCAAAGAGGAGAAAGGUCCCCCUUCUCCCAGGUACCGUGCGGCUCGGGGAGCUGGGCCUCACGGCCCCCCGACCAGCCAUGGGCUCCCGGAGGAGGAAGAUGAGCAGGAAACGUCGGGGGAAGGCCAGGAUGUCUGGGACUUGCUGGAUAAAGGGAACCCCUUCCGGUUCUACCUCACGAGAGUCUCCGGGAUUAAGCCCAAGUAUAACACGGCAGCCCUCCACGUCAAGGAUAUUUUAUCUCCUCUCUUUGGGACACUUGUUUCUUCAGCUCAGUUUAACUACUGCUUUGACGUGGACUGGCUUGUAAAACAGUAUCCACCAGAGUUCAGGAAGAAACCAGUCCUCCUUGUGCAUGGCGACAAACGGGAAGCAAAGGCUCACCUCGUUGCCGAGGCAAAGCCUUACGGGAAUGUCACCCUCUGCCAGGCAAAGUUGGAUAUUGCAUUUGGAACACACCACACGAAAAUGAUGCUGCUGCUGUAUGAGGAAGGCCUCCGGGUUGUCAUACACACCUCCAACCUCAUCCGCGAGGACUGGCACCAGAAGACGCAGGGAAUAUGGUUGAGCCCCUUGUACCCACGAAUCGUCCACGGGACCCAUAGAUCCGGAGAAUCAGCCACACACUUCAAAGCUGACCUCAUCAGCUACCUGGCAGCUUAUAACGCCGCCCCUCUCAAGGAGUGGAUAGACACCAUCCAGGAGCACGACCUCUCAGAAACAAAUGUUUACCUUAUUGCCUCAACCCCAGGACGCUUUCAAGGAAAUCAGAAAGAUAAUUGGGGACAUUUCAGGCUUAGGAAGCUUCUAAAAGAGCACGCCUCACCCAUACCUAAAGCAGAGUCUUGGCCAGUCAUAGGCCAGUUCUCCAGCAUUGGCUCCAUGGGGGCAGACGAAUCAAAAUGGUUGUGUUCUGAGUUUAAAGAGAGCUUGGUGACCCUGGGCAGGGAGAGCAGGACCCUCGGAAGUGCUGUUCCUCUCCAUCUGAUCUAUCCUUCAGUGGAAAAUGUGCGGACCAGCUUAGAAGGAUAUCCAGCUGGGGGCUCUCUUCCCUAUAGCAUCCAGACGGCAGAGAAACAGAAUUGGCUUCAUUCCUAUUUUCACAAGUGGUCAGCUGACGCCUCAGGCCGCAGCAACGCCAUGCCACAUAUUAAGACGUACAUGAGAGCCUCUCCAGACUUCAGUCAGAUCGCUUGGUUCCUUGUUACAAGUGCCAACCUGUCUAAGGCCGCCUGGGGCGCACUGGAGAAGAAUGGCACCCAGCUGAUGAUCCGCUCCUAUGAGCUCGGCGUCCUCUUCCUGCCAUCAGCGUUUGGCCUGGACAGUUUCAAAGUGAAACAGAAAUUCUUCUCUGGGAGCAGCCAGGAGCCCGCAGCCUCCUUCCCUGUGCCGUACGACCUGCCUCCAGAACUGUACGGGGACAGAGAUCGACCAUGGAUUUGGAACAUCCCUUAUGUCAAAGCACCUGAUACACACGGGAACGUGUGGGUUCCCUCCUGA